AUGAAAAUCAACAGUGUUGUUGUUUUAAAAGGAAGGGCCGAUCUAGAUUUUGUGAUUGGAAUUUCUAACAAUAAAGCGUGUCGUGAACUCGAAUUAAACGAUUCGAAUGAAGUUAAUUUAUUUAGCUUUGAUCCAAAUGUUCAUAAUAAUUUCGAGGUUAUACCAAAAUUCGUCAAGUAUGGAUCUAUAAACGUCUCACAGUCUAAUUCAACCACUUCAACUGAUGCGUUGAUCAAAGUACAAUAUAAUUCAUUAGCAAAUGAUAAAAUUCAAAUCACACAAGAAGCACAUGGAAAUUCUUAUGCUAUAAAAAUUGUACAAGUAAACUCAAUCACUAUGUUUGGUCUUAGUAUACCACCUAGAUGUAUAGUAGCGAAUAUUGACAUCACUCUACCAUUAAUCAUGGGUCCUAAUACUAAUGAAACAACAUUUAAUACGGAUGAUUUUGAUAUAACGUUUGCAGAGAAUGCUAACAAGUAUAACCAAUCACUAACGAUUAAUAAUGACGAUUCUAAGAUUCAAUUUAAUAAUUUAUCCGCGAAAUCAUUAGUUAUUAAUUCUAAUGCUGGUUAUGUAAAUGGAACAAUCACAGGCAUCGAAAAUAAUUUUAGUGUCAUUGCGGAUGAUGCUGAUUUAAAUCUAAGUGUUGGAAUUGCUGAUAAUGCAAAGUCUGCUAUGGUUGAUAUUGUAAAUGAUGUGGGUCGGAUUAAUUUAACUUUUAUCAAUGGAUUCACUGGUAAUUACGAUAUUGUUACUGGAAGAGGUAUAAUUUCAACAAAUUAUCCACAAGAAGUUAAAAUAAGUGACAAUGAACAUAAAGCCAAUGACAUCAACACAUCCAAUAAUAGAUUUACAAACGGCACUUUAUCAAUUAAAAAUGAGGAUGGUGCAGUUAAUGUUACAUUCUAA
Messenger RNA from Entrophospora candida, 909 nucleotides. The record is from the annotation of a GenBank genome assembly. Lineage: Eukaryota; Fungi; Glomeromycota; Glomeromycetes; Entrophosporales; Entrophosporaceae.